This is a messenger RNA of Colletotrichum godetiae, 762 nucleotides long. RefSeq lists its product as uncharacterized. The transcript has 3 exons. The record is from RefSeq and is a predicted model, not a curated record. Lineage: Eukaryota; Fungi; Ascomycota; Sordariomycetes; Glomerellales; Glomerellaceae. The coding region runs from base 1 to 762 and encodes 253 amino acids.
AUGGACGCUGCUCUGUACCUCGCCCAUGGCGGCACAAUAAAGAGAGGCCAGGACCGGCAUCAGCCAUCCUCAACUGCAGCAAACACCUCUCCCAAGAACUCUCCUCAUUCCUCUUCCCUCAAAACUCAAACGGCGAGAUUCCAAAUCUCACCAUCGUCAUCACGGUUACGUGCCGAUAGACGCCUGGCUAUCGUUGGCAAUCGAGCCCGAGGACCCGCGCGGUUCUACGACGUCAACGACGUGGACAACCCAGCCUUUGACGUCCUUCGCGAAGCUAGGCAGAUCAACAUGAUUCACAUCCGAUUUGACGGCUCUUGGUUUGGCAACGAGACGCCUCUGUACUCGCUACCCGGAAAGCGCAGAGCGCCGUUUAGAGAAGCCCCGGUUUACGAUGCCGAGGCGUUUUGGCGACAAUGGGAUAAUUAUUCUGUUUCUCUGUCACUGGGCCAAGAAUGCGAGACCAGGUUCGGCAUCGUUAGAACGAUUACGUUCCCCACGAACAAGAAUCCCGAUGGGAUGCUGACUCCCGAUGAUGAUUAUGGGGAUGGGUUGGCGGAUCAACUAAAAGGGAUUGGGCCGACCGAGAAACCACCGAUUGUUGAAAAGACCUCUCUUCACGAUAUGAAACGCCUCUUUGCCGCAUCGAAUCGCUGUUCAAUCAAUGCAGCGAUGAAGAUUACGAUAUUUGGGCUUUUCGAGAGCACCAAGGCACUACAUCAGACUCGUCGGCUCGGAACUCUUUCUAUCGACUGCAACGUCUAG